Cloeon dipterum is the source of this 2949-nucleotide messenger RNA. RefSeq lists its product as uncharacterized. Bases 1800 to 2837 code for a protein of 345 amino acids. The transcript has 3 exons. The record is from RefSeq and is a predicted model, not a curated record. NCBI's taxonomy places the organism in Eukaryota, Metazoa, Arthropoda, Insecta, Ephemeroptera, Baetidae.
GCCACCUUCAAGCUCAGCGCGAGUUUUUGUGCUCCAAUUUCCGAGCUGCAAUGGGACGAAAUGGACUGGCGCUACUGGCAGUUUCCAGUGGAUGACUGAUAAGUGAUUUGCGCAUUUACCGCGAGAAGCCAGCAGUCAUGUCUCCAGGUGACCUCGAGCCAACGCGUCGAACCACGCCGGGUCAAGGAUCAGACUGCAGUUGAUUUUGAAAAGCAGAAGAGGAAAAAACUCAAGGGUCGCUUUUUGAAGUCCAAACUGAGGUCUUGACCCAAAGUAUUCAAUUGGAUAAGAUCGCGUCAUUAUUUCACUACAAGUUUCUCCUUGAAAUAAAGACGACGAUAAAUGGAUAUGAUAAAUAUGACUUAUUAUUAUUAUUUUUGAAAUAAUCAGCCUAAAUAUUUUUUCUUUCAUUUAGCGAGUGAUCGCGAUUUGGUUAAGAAAUGUGCACACGUUUCCGCGCUUUAAAAAAACUAUAUUUAGCUGCGGUUUUGCACGACAAGCCGGUGAGCGUGUGUCACCGACUGUUCUUUUUUUAAUAGCAAUCUACUGAUUUUUAUCUCAUUAAAAAAGUUCCGGGUUGUCUUGCGUACAAAAGCCGGGUGUGCGUUCGAUCCACCGCCAUUCCUCUAUUUUUCGUCUUCUCGUUCGUCACUCUGCUCCGAAUUUUCUCAAAAUGCAUGGUUACCAUUUUGGUUUUCGUUGUGGACCGUGUUAUUGCAUAAAAAGGCUGGAAGCAUGAAUCCGUUCUUGUGUGUCAUUUUCUUGCUCUGCCUUUCAUCUCUGGCCAUUGCCGCCAACUUCACUCAAUUCUACGAGUGGAAUCAAUUCGAUUUCAAGUGGCCGUCGGAGGCGAGCAGGAAACAGGCCUUGGAAGCUGGAACUUUCAAACCAGAGGAUAUCGAGCCUCGUUACAUGGCUGUCUACGGGACAAGGAUCUUCGUCAGCCUUGAUAAAUACUCUGAUGGCAUUCCUGUCAGUCUGGUGUCUCUGCCGACACGCAGAGCGACCUGUGCGUCCCCGAAGCUCACUCCAUUCCCUUCGUGGGACAUUCACGUAAGUAGCACUUCGUUUGUGUGCAUUAUUAGUUUUUUUUAAUCUGCAUAUAGAGAAGCUCGAGCUGUGCUGGAAAUUUGAUUUCAAUAAAAUCGAAAAAAAGAAAUUAGGGAUUAAUUGCAGCACGUAUGAAGGAGACGCAGCGAGGCGUUUUUUUUUUGCUCUUUCGCUGCAUAUGCAGGUAUUUUUGACCCACUUUCUAGUCAGGACCUCUAUUUUUCCCCUUUUUGUUGUGCGUGACACCAGAAAAACGCUUGAAUUCUUUUAAGAGUUGCAAGAAGUUUAAUUGUAAAAAACUGCGAGACUUGCUAUCAAAGUGUCGAUUAGCCGAAUUUUUUUAUAAAUUUUGCAUAAACUGCCGCACUGAAAGUUCGAAAACUGAACGCUGGUCUGCUGCGAGCUCCUUUAAAUCUUUGAGAUUAGGAAACGCGCGUCAAAAAUACAAUUAUGAGUAUACUUCUUUUGAGUCAUUGCACCUAAUUUUAUUGUGGUGGCCGCGAGUUUUAAAUAUUUUGGCAAAAUUUUGAGUUUGACUCUGUUUUAAAAGAGCCAAUCAAUUCCUCUAUUUGCAGGGAAAAGGAGACUGUAACAAAAUUGAAAAAGCAAAAGCGUUAGAAGUGGACUCCGUUGGAAAGCUAUGGGUGCUGGACAGCGGUAGCAAAAAUUGCAGUUACAAGCUCUGGACCAUUGACUUGAACAAAAACAACCACACCAAACUAAUUCACCGUUUUCCUUUCCAAAAAUUUAUGAACGAUUUGGUGAUUGACGAAACACCCAAUGGAACCUUUUCCUACAUCACUAUGUUGGGUGGACAGCACAUUGCAGUGUUUAGUUUGGAAAAAAAUCAAUCUUGGGUGGUAGAAACGCCAGGAAUAGUGACCUAUUCCAUUGCCCUGACCCCUAAGGAGGAAGCGAGAAAGCUCUACCUCAGCAAUGUCGACUCCAAUGAACUUUAUUCAGUUUCCGUUGCCGCACUCCGCAAAGGAACUCGAACUGCAAAUCCGAUAUUAAUCGGAAAAUGGAAUGCCAGACCAUACAAAAUGCUGAUGGACAACCACGGGACCAUGUAUGCAGCCUUUUUGUAUCAGAAUUACACUUCCUCGUGGAACACUUCCCAGCCAUUUGAGGAGCAACGUUUUUAUGAGGUUGCUGGGCAGAAACCUGUUUGGCCUUUUACUUUUGCCUUGGACGAAAGUGAAAAUCUUUGGAUGACGAUGUUUGAUGACGAUACUAAUAAGUCAAGAUACAGGCUUGUGAAGGCUGCAGUCGAUGCAAAAUCCUUCAAGGCCUCCCCAGAGCUACCGAGCUUGUUUCACCAAUACAGGCUGAUUAUUCUGAUCUGCUCCAUCGUGUUCUGCGUCGUCUUGUUGAGUCUCAUCAUUUUAUGGCUCAUCCUGAGACAGAAGAGGAACAAUCAUCCCCUUACGCAAAACACCAACGAGGCUCAACAAUUGUCCGUUUACCGUGACGAGCAAGCUGAAGUCCAAGAUGAGGAUUCGAGAAGUGCCGCUGCACCCUUAUCAGUUCCGGACGUCGGCCCUGAUGAAGAGCAGUGCAAGGAAUUCAUUUACGAUCAGGUCGCUGCCACGCCUCCUUCUCCUGGUCUCUUUGAGCAACAGAUCUGUCUCAGCUCGCGAUCGGCGAGGAGAGUGAGAGUGUUGCCUCCCUUGCCUCCGAGGCCGACGAGUUUCGAGAAAUUUGGAGCGGCGCCUCAUGCCCCAGUCGAGUACGACGACGUCGGCCCUGCUCAACCAGAACACCUGUACGAUGACGUUGCACCGUAAACUUCCAGGUCACCAACAUUGUGAAGACACUUAUUCUUCCGAGUCAGUGCGCACUGCCUGAAAGUCCUGCCAUUUGCACAACCAAAUCUUAAUUUCAAAAUUAAAUUUAAAU